This is a messenger RNA of Rubroshorea leprosula, 939 nucleotides long. NCBI's taxonomy places the organism in Eukaryota, Viridiplantae, Streptophyta, Magnoliopsida, Malvales, Dipterocarpaceae. The record is from the annotation of a GenBank genome assembly.
AAGUGGUUCCUCAAGUUCCCCUCAUAUAGAAGACGGACCUUUUACAUCGCAGGGGAAAGCUAUGCAGCUAGCUGAACUCAUCAUUGACAAGAACAAUGAUCCCUCCCUUUAUAUUGAUUUGAAGGGUAUUCUGCUGGGAAAUCCUGAAACAUCUUCUGCUGAAGAUUGGAAAGGAAUAGUGGAUUAUGGUUGGAGUCAUGCUGUGAUAUCUGAUGAAACAUAUAGAAUAAUCAGCGAAAACUGUGACUUUAACAGCAGUGAUACAUGGAGCAAUCCACAUUGUAAGGAAGCUGUGGAUGAAUUAUUCAAACAGUACAAGGAGAUUGAUAUAUACAGUUUAUACACCCCAGUUUGCGUUGGUUCAGAUAAUAAGUCAAUGAAAGUUGUAAUGAAGCAAGCGUCCAACAUGGUGAUCAUUUAUUCACCUCUUUGCCCAGGAUCCUGGGAGGUUAUGAUCCAUGCAUGGAUAAUUAUGCAAAAGCUUUCUACAAUAGACCCGAUGUUCAAGAGGCACUCCAUGUUAGCAAUGGUCACCAGCUCAGAAACUGGAGCAUAUGCAAAAUCAGAUUCAGAAAACUCUGUUCUUCCAAUAUACAAAAAGCUUAUUGCAGUUGGAGUUAGAAUAUGGGUCUACAGUGGAGACACAGAUGGAAGGGUUCCUGUUUUGUCCACACGGUACAGCUUAAACUCCUUGGGACUGCCUGUUGUUCAGGCAUGGAGACCCUGGUACCACCAGAAGCAGGUCAGUGGUUGGCUUCAAGAAUACAAGGGGCUUACUUUUGCAACAUUUAGAGGGGCUGGGCAUGAAGUGCCCUGCUUCAAACCAAGCAGCUCACUUGCAUUCUUCAAAUCCUUUCUCCUUGGAAAGUCUCCACCUUCAUCUCGAUAAUCCGUUUAGUUAACUGAUCCUCAAGGAUUGUGCUUCUAUAGGUAAUAGGG